AUGCUUGUACUUCAGAGAGGAGAUAUGUUGUCGAUAUUGAAUUUUUGUCACUACAUGUAUUUACCAGUUGGGGCAAAUGGAAUGAUCGAUCUUGGGGUUCUAUCAGUAACCACAUAUAUCCAUGGCUCCACUGUUCUCAUCUUAGCUUUUAGCAAAGCUCUUUUCAAGGAGUACCCGAGUUGCGCUCCAUCGUAUAUCGAAUAA
Molecule: messenger RNA, 204 nt
Organism: Morchella importuna
Lineage: Eukaryota; Fungi; Ascomycota; Pezizomycetes; Pezizales; Morchellaceae
Exons: 3
Coding region: 1-204 (67 amino acids)
Source: RefSeq, a predicted model, not a curated record